Strigops habroptila (Kakapo) is the source of this 9317-nucleotide messenger RNA. RefSeq names its product phosphatidylinositol-4,5-bisphosphate 3-kinase catalytic subunit delta (gene PIK3CD). NCBI's taxonomy places the organism in Eukaryota, Metazoa, Chordata, Aves, Psittaciformes, Psittacidae. The coding region runs from base 181 to 3321 and encodes 1046 amino acids. Gene Ontology annotation, biological process: phosphatidylinositol 3-kinase/protein kinase B signal transduction; phosphatidylinositol-3-phosphate biosynthetic process; phosphatidylinositol-mediated signaling. Gene Ontology annotation, molecular function: 1-phosphatidylinositol-4-phosphate 3-kinase activity; 1-phosphatidylinositol-3-kinase activity. Gene Ontology annotation, cellular component: cytoplasm; phosphatidylinositol 3-kinase complex; plasma membrane. The record is from RefSeq and is a predicted model, not a curated record. The transcript is spliced from 24 exons.
GCCGGGGCGGUGCCGCCCGCACCAGCCGGCAGCGGGGCCGGGGCCGGGCCGGAGCGCGGGAGACACCGCGGGCGAGCAGCGAGACUGGAACUGAGCUCUGGAAAAACAAAGUGGAGCUUGGAGCAUGUGGCCUGAGGACUGCCUUACCAAGCCAGGGGUGGUAGCUAAGAAGUGAGCAGGAUGCCCCCAGGCAUUUACUGCCCUAUGGAAUUCUGGUCCAAGGGGGAAAACCAAAACAUCCAGGUGGACUUUCUGCUGCCCACAGGCAUAUAUUUAAACCUUUCUGUGUCCUGCAAUGCCAGCUUGGGCACCAUCAAGCAGGUGGUGUGGAAGCAUGCUCAGUAUGAGCCGCUGUACCAUAUGCUCAGUGAUCCUGAGGCCUAUGUCUUCACGUGCAUCAACCAGACAGCAGAGCAGCAGGAGCUGGAGGACGAGCAACGGCGGCUUUGUGACAUCCAGCCCUUCCUGCCGGUGCUGCGGCUCGUGGCUCGGGAAGGAGACAGAGUCAAGAAGGUUAUUAACUCCCAGAUCAGCCUGCUCAUUGGAAAAGGUUUGCAUGAGUUUGACUCAGUGCAGGAUCCAGAGGUGAAUGAUUUCCGCACCAAAAUGUGCCAGUUCUGCGAGGAGAGAGCAGCGAAGCGGCAGCAGCUCAGCUGGGCAGCUUGGAUGGAGUACAACUUCCCCUUGCAGCUGGAGCCCAUGGCCAAAGGCCCUGGCACUGGCCCUCUCCAUAUCCCCACCAAGAACAUUUUUGUCAACGUCAAGUUUCAGUCUGGAGGGGAGAGCUUCACUUUCCAGAUCUCCCCAAAUGAGUUCCCCAUCACAUUAAUGAGCUAUGCUAUCAAGAAGCAGGCUACUGUCUUCCGCCAUGAGACACUGGAGAAGCCAGAGGACUACACCCUGCAGGUGAAUGGGAAAUGUGAAUACCUCUAUGGGAACUACCCCCUGUACCAGUUCCAGUACAUUCGCAGCUGCCUGCACCGAGGCCUGACGCCCCAUCUGACCAUGGUACACUCCUCCACUAUCAUUGCCAUGAGAGACGAGCAAACCAACUGUAUCACCAGCCCCCCCAAGACUGCUACCAAGCCUCCCCCGCUCCCCAAGAAAAAGCCAAACUAUGGUUCUCUGUGGUCCUUAGAGCAGUCUUUCUACAUCCAGCUGGUGCAAGGCAGCAAGGUCAAUGCAGAUGAGAGGAUGAAGCUGGUGGUGCAAGCAGGGCUCUUUCAUGGCAACGAGAUGCUGUGCAAGACGGUGUCAAGCUCUGAAGUGAACGUGUGCUCAGAGCCUGUGUGGAAGCAGAGGCUGGAUUUUGAUAUUAACAUCUGUGAUCUUCCCCGUAUGGCGCGGCUCUGCUUUGCCCUCUAUGCUGUCAUUGAGAAGGCAAAGAAGGCACGUUCCACCAAGAAGAAGUCCAAGAAAGCUGACUGCCCCAUCGCCUGGGUGAAUGUCAUGCUCUUUGACUACAAGGACCAGCUGAAAACAGGGGAGUGCUGCUUGCACAUGUGGUCCUCCUUUCCAGAUGAGAAAGGAGAACUUCUGAACCCCAUGGGCACGGUACAAUGCAACCCCAACACAGAAAGUGCAGCAGCCUUGGUCAUCUGCUUCCCCAGCGUUGCGUCGCAUCCUGUGUAUUACCCGUCAUUUGAGCAGCUGCUGGAGUUGGGGAGGAAUGGAGAACAACCCCGUGCUGCACCAGAAGAUCCUGAGGAGAAGCUGCAACUGAAGGAGAUCCUGGAGCGGAGGAGCCACACUGAACUAUAUGAGCACGAGAAAGACCUGGUGUGGAAGAUGAGGUACGAUAUUCGUGACCAGUACCCCCAAGCUUUGGCAAAGCUGCUCAUCAUCACCAAAUGGAACAAGCAUGAAGAUGUAGCCCAGAUGAUAUCCCUGCUUCAGACCUGGCCAGAGCUGCCUGUCCUGAACGCCUUGGAGCUGCUGGAUUUCAGCUUUCCUGACCGUUAUGUUGGUUCCUUUGCUGUCAACUCAUUAAAGAAGCUGACAGAUCACGAUGUGUUCCAAUACCUGCUACAGCUUGUCCAGGUGCUCAAGUAUGAAUCCUACUUAGACUGUGAAUUAACCAAGUUCCUGCUGGACAGGGCGUUAUCCAACCGCAAGAUCGGCCACUUCCUCUUCUGGCAUCUGAGGUCAGAAAUGCAUGUUCCUGCAGUUGCCUUGAGGUUUGGCCUGAUCCUGGAAGCAUACUGCAGAGGCAGCACCCACCAUAUGAAGAUCCUGAUGAAACAGGGAGAAGCACUCAACAAGAUGAAAGCUCUGAAUGACUUUGUUAAAGCAAGUUCUCUGAAGGCCACCAAGCCUCAAACCAAGGAGAUGAUGCACGUGUGCAUGAAGCAGGAAACUUACCUUGAAGCACUUUCCCACCUCCAGUCCCCCCUGAACCCCAACAUUAUCCUCGCUGAAGUUUGUGUGGAUCAGUGCACCUUUAUGGACUCCAAAAUGAAGCCUUUAUGGAUCGUGUUUAAUAAUGAAGAGACAGGUGGAGGUGGAGUGGGAAUUAUUUUCAAAAAUGGAGAUGAUCUUCGUCAGGAUAUGCUGACUCUGCAGAUGAUCCAGUUGAUGGACAUCCUGUGGAAGCAGGAGGGCCUGGAUCUGAGGAUGACCCCUUAUGGCUGCCUCUCCACAGGAGACAAGACUGGGCUGAUAGAAGUAGUCAUGCAUUCAGACACCAUCGCCAACAUCCAGCUGAACAAGAGCAAUAUGGUGGCCACGGCAGCCUUCAACAAGGACGCCCUGCUGAACUGGCUGAAAUCCAAGAACCCAGGCGACGCACUGGAACAGGCUAUAGAGGAGUUCACUCUGUCCUGCGCUGGGUACUGUGUGGCGACGUACGUGCUGGGGAUCGGGGACCGGCACAGUGACAACAUCAUGAUCCGGGAAACUGGGCAGCUGUUCCAUAUUGAUUUUGGACACUUUUUGGGGAACUUCAAGACUAAAUUUGGUAUUAACAGAGAACGAGUUCCUUUCAUCUUAACCUAUGACUUUGUGCAUGUCAUCCAGCAAGGCAAAACUAACAACAAUGAGAAGUUUGAGAGGUUCAGGGGUUACUGUGAAAAAGCCUACAUGAUUCUGAGGCGCCACGGGCUUCUCUUCCUGCACUUGUUUGCACUGAUGAAAGCUGCCGGCCUGCCAGAACUCAGCUGCUCUAAAGACAUUCAGUAUCUAAAGGAUUCCCUGGCUCUUGGGAAAACAGACGAGGAGGCACUGAAGCACUUCAGACUGAAGUUUAACGAAGCCCUGCGGGAGAGCUGGAAAACCAAAGUGAACUGGCUGGCACACAACGUGUCCAAAAAUAACAGACAGUAGAGCAGUGUCAGCCUGCACACCUGCUCCAAGAGAAUGUAAUACCUGCACUGAGGCCAGCAAUUGCAGACAGGUUUCUAAAGACUGAUGGAUGUUGCCGUGUUGAAGAUCCCUGACCUGCGCUCCCCAACAUCAGCCAUUGCUGCAUGACUGAAAACGUGGUGGACUGUCACCAGCCCCAUCAUCGUGUCUGCUGUAGGUCUGGGGACAAGGGAGAGACGUGAGGCAAUAAAAUCACUGCAUACAGUGAAAGGUAGGUAGAGGUACUGUACACUUCAGAACUCAUUAAGCUUCAAAUACAUCUUCUAAUGGAAGAGUUCAGGCACUUGUAACAUCCUUCCAGUGUGUUGAUGUGUAUAUUUGUUUCCUCAAAAAAUUAGCUGAACACUGAGAAUCUACUAUCCCUGUAGCUCUUAUACUAUAGCCCAUCUUUUCAGAGGCAUUAACUUUCAGUAUACACCAAGGUAGGUCAGCUUAAAUCAUCCCUGAUGCUGACUGGGACAAAUUGUUUUACCCUGCAUUGUGACAGUAAAAAUGUCCAUGUUGUUGUAUUACCUGCUCCCUGCUACAGAGGCCAAAGUGUUCUGAAACUGAACUGGAACUCACCUAUUGCUGUCAAAAAGCUGAUGCCACCAGCACAGGCUUGUGUUGGCCAAGGGGUUAUGUAUUUUUGUUUGCUUUCCUAUGUCAGAAUUUAGUUGAGCCUCAAGCAGGUCCAGGGUUUCUGCAUUUAUUCUGGUUUUAAGCCUGAAAACAGUAAGUUUGAAUUAUCAAAUUGGCAUGUAAUGGUGGUUGCUACACAUACGUCCUGUUGGGGUACGCUAGAGCUAGUUUGCCAUCUGGUUUCCCAGGCAUACAGGCACUGGCCUACACCUCUGGGAUCCCUGGGAUGUAACACUGUAAUUCCAGUGUCAGCUGGGACAGAUGCUGCCAUUCUGUCCCCAAGUUACUUGGCCAGUCUGCCCUCCUGUGUCGGGACAGAGGGGUGCCAGAUGAGUGGGUUUAACACUGAACAGUAAGUUCCAUUGCAACAAAUGUUCUCAUCUUCUUACAAAUGUAUUCCCUAUUCUUUCCACACUCUUCUUUCAACCAUGGUCCACAACUCCUUUUAUUAAGCUGUCUCUCUGUCUGGGGGUUCAGCCAGAGAGCAUCCUGUAGUCAUCUGUGCUAGUACCUAAAUCAGGACAGCCUAUACCAGCCUCUUCCCCUUCUCACCAGUUGCUUCCCUCUCCUUCCCAAGCAGAGUCUGUCCCAUCUCCCACAGGGUGCUAUAAUCAAUCAUGUAUUUCUACUCAUGUGUCAUGUUUGUCUCCAGCUACUGUCCUCACCUGAGCAGUUCUGAGCGCUGGUGUUAUGCAGGGACAGAUGAAAGGAGCCACUGGUGCCUCACAUGAGCAGAGCGAGGGGCAUGAAGCAGGCUGCAGCCUGCAGGUCAUGCUGGAAGAUAGGUGGAGGAGCUGGUUAGGACCUGCUUCCUGCAGACGUGCCCUGGGGGGGAGUCCUUCCCUUUCCCCAUUAUCCCCAACAUCAGGUUCCAACGGAGGUGCUCCAUUCCUGCCUUUUAAGCAACAGUCUCAUUUUCAGGACACCCCUGAAUCCUCUCUUUGAUUUGUGCCCCCUUAACUAGGUUGAGCAAUUUUCUUUUACUCACAGAACUUUCUUUUAAAGUCUUAUGUAGGUAAAAAACCCACCAGCCAUUUCAGAGCCUGUUUCUCAAGUGACAAGAGGUGCAUGUAUUGUCCAAUGAUGGGCUGACUACUCCCUCCUGUAAAUCCAGCUUUCAUGUCUGGCUUAAAGUUCCCAUGAAACCCUCAUGGUUAGGACAGAGACUGAACUGGCCUGUUUGUUCCUAAUAAAUCCUUGGAUACCGGCGGAUUCCCAUACAGUGCAAUGCUGUUGCCAGUUUAAAUUCCGAUUUCAAGUACUUACUGUUUCUUUUCAUAAGGAACUUACUUAUGCUAUGAAGUCUGUUCUGUACUGGUUCAUAUAUAUUAAUAUAAACCAGGCUGCCUCUCACAGAGCACCCAUUACUAGAAGCAGCAGAUACAGCUCAUUUUAUCUCUGUAACCCUUGGAGCUCCCCUUUUUCUACACCUUUCAAAUGAUGCCAUUUGUCACAGAGACAUGGCCAGGACACUUUAAGACCCAAUGGUAUAUAUGAUCCAAAUUACUUUUGGGGACGCUCCUCUGUAGCAGUUCCUCAGCACACUUUUAACAGUGAGCACUGAGGUAUGGCUGCAGUGAGUAACUGGUUUUGCUGCACUUUUUGUGUUUCAGACCCUACUUAGUUAGCUAGAACUGAGGUAGCUCCAUGUCUCCCUGUGACUAUGCAUUUGAGCCUAACACUAGGAAAACAGCAGUGGGUAAAUGUGUACCAACUGUCUGGCAGGAAACACAUCAUUUACUUAGAAGUAUAUAGUUAUUAUGAAACUAAACUGGUCAAAUUAUGAGAGGAACCUAUGAGACAGACUUUUUUUUGUAGCUGUUUUUUAUCAUUUUCUUUCCCUGUGCCAGAUUAUACAGCCUCAAGCUUCACAGGCUUGCAGGGUGCUGGGUGCCACAAGUUAAAUGAGGAGUAGGAAGAUGCUUCUAUCUCUUAGACAAUCCAUUAUCAAAUGCAGAAGUUUCCAUCCAUCCAACAGUGAGUCUGGGCUGUUGUGCUCCUUGGGUUUUUUAACAACCAGAUUUGUGGAGACCCAAACUUAAAGGAACAGAUAGAAAAUUUGCCACAAUUGUGGAAUAAAGUAAGGUUGGUGGGAUCCUCCUGAAAUACUAAAUAGGAAAUGCAAAAAGGAAAAUAAGGCCAACACUCAGGCUCUAACAGGAGUUUUGAUACUAGAAAAUACUGCAGGAUUCAGAGCUCUUGCCAUGCUGAUCAGUGAGAGAACAGCACCAGCCUGAAUCACUGCUCCCUCAGCAGGGAGAGGCUGACCUCCGCCUCCUGUUCCUCCCCUGGGGUGGCGUGUCCAGACGCUGUCUGCUUGCAGAGUCCUCUGUGGCCACACAAAUUUUAGAGACUACAUAAAUAUUGCCAUUUCCUUCCUUACUAAACUGAUUUACAGAGCAAGCAGCAUGCAAAAAUACUAGGCCCCAUGCAAGCUGAGAUGCACUGAAACCACAACCCCCUCAUCAGUGGUUAGCAGAUUCUUGUGGAAGGGAAGAAACACAAUUGUGUACACGUAAAAGCAAUUCUCUUAAGUUGCCACAAAUGAGUACCAGGAUCCUGCCUGUGGCAGCGCAUGGAGGCAGUCCCACCCAGCAGGCUCCUUAGUCAUGCUUGGUACAUGGUGUACAGACUCACAGCUGCUGUUUUGGUCCUGUUUCCAGACACCUCAGGGCCCCUGCAUAGUUCCACAGCAGCACAAAGCAGCAGUGGCUCUUGGCAUCUGUCCUUCCUUCCAUUUUAGAAGUGCAAUAAAACAAAGCCCUAGCAGUAUAAAUGGCAAAACCCGAGCAAUUCCAAAGGUGUUUCUCAAUCCAGCACAGUUCUAUGGAGAGGUUACUCAGUCUAGAAAAUGGACUUACCUGCAAGAAGCGAACACACCAGUGAGUUGGCAGGAGGCCCUUCCUCAUCCACCACUGGAGCAGCUCCUGCCCGAUGCGCUGAUGGCUACACGCUGCGUCAGCAGAGAGCCUCUGACUCCAAACGUACAAAGCAGCAGCUCCCCUGAUAGUUGAAUUGUACUGAAGAUUAAAACUUCAAACACUUUCCAAACUAUGACAUUUCACUAUAAAUAAGUAGCUUCUGGUUUUAUAAACCUGCUCACAAUGACACCCCUUUCUAGUUCUAUUUAUUUAGAGAUGGUUCUGUGUUAUUUUUGUUAACUCUGUACAAACUGAUUGUGCUCAUUCUGUUGCCUUUGACAAGAAGAAAUAUUUUUUUAAGCCAACCUGUGGUUCUGUAAGAAGAGAAUGUUUACAUGUUCAACCUUCAGUUGCUUUAGGUACAUGUUUUGUAAGUCAAGAAAUAAAAGAGAUGAUUGAUAAAUUGUACACAUGUGGCCAAAGUCUUUCUAUACUUGAGAGCUCAACACAACCAGCACAAAACCCUCCUACUGCCACCAGGGAAGCAAAUUAACACACACUUGAUGUAACUUGACACAACUUUGUUCCAUUCAGCAAGAAAUAAAUGCAAACACCCUUUAGAACCAGAAAUUUAUUGUAGCUUAUAGACUUUCCAAACUGACCUGUUACCAAUAUACACAUCUGAAAAGUUAUACCCACAGUGGCUACAAACUGCAUCAGGACGUUUACAACCUUUCAGCAUUACCAUUAAGUCAUGAUCAGUUUUGGUCUAAAAUACAGCAGCUACAGCAACAGUAUAUGGAAGGAUAAGUCUUCUACACAUUAACACAGGACAACUGUCAGACAUAAGUUAAAAGUUUCCCAGUUUACUUAAAACUAGCAGUUAUAUUACCACGUAAGUAGUCAAAACCAUUUCCCCAUUUUAGAAAUCUAAAAUUUUACAUUAAAAAAAACAAACAAACAAAACAAAACCAACCCCCAAACCCAGUAAGCUCCUGGUGUGGGUUCUCCUCCCUGCUUCCAGGUCCACCUACUAUUGGAAAAGGCACUCCGCAGUCAAGCGUUACCCCAGCUAAAAGCCACCGGUAGAUCCCAUCACACAGCGCUAGGUGAGAGGAGGUCUGCUCUGAACAUCAGAACUACGGAUCUGGAUCAAUCCUUAGCUUUUAUGACCCUCUGUACCCCACCCUUUGGCUUGUUGUUGCUCCUCCAGCACAAUGGCCCUGCCUGGCCUGCUGAGAGACACAGGCUGUGCACCGUAGACAAAGGCAGACUACAGACAAGAGCAAGAACUGGAAUGUUGCUUACCGUGCUGAGGAGCCAGUGGAGUCCUAGUCCCCUGUCACAAGCAAAACAAGUUACUCUUUUUAAUCCACCUCCAAAUGUAAAAAUCAAAUAAGCAGAUAUUUGUUAUUCAAGGUUCUGCAUAAGACCAAAUAAAGUUAAAGAAACAAGCCCUGCCUUGCAAAAACCACCAGCACUCUCCACCAUGGGGCCACAACCUCCUUUUCGUACCUUUCAGCUAUUUCUUUAGAAAAGAAGUCCUUUGCAAUUCCAAGUUAGAACUUUGAUCAGAAACAACCAAAAUCAUCUGCACUUGGAAUAGUAUUAACAUGAUUCCCAAGGUUUUUCUGGUUGGAUAAUUUAUGUUAUAGUUUUUCACCAGCAGGAAAACACAAUUACUAAGUGUAAACAAAGGCUUAACACACCAACAGUCCAAGUUACUGUACAAGGGGCUACAGGGAAUGAGCAGGAGUGUGUUUAAUUGACUGGUGUCAGCUAUGCCCCAAAGCAGGCAGCCAGCACACCCAGCUGUGCACACACAGCCAUGGUGCACAGGCACACAGGUCUCACGCUUCCCACCUUCAGGUACCAACAUAUCCAUAACUGAACAACUAACCCCCCCUGCCCGCAGUACAAACAGACCAUCUUGGUACUACAGACAGCCUCACUGUGAUGAACAGGAGCUGUGGCCACCCACCACAGCAACCACACACUGCUUUGCCACCAUCCAAGUAGUGUUUUUACCCCAAUAACUUAAACACCCUUGUGCCAAGAGUUUUAACUGGAGAAGAAAGAAAAGGAAAACCAAACUGUAUUGCACAGGGCAGCUGAACCUCUGCAGAGGUUGCUGAAGCCUUUACAGUUUCUCACCAGCUUGUGUGUUCCCUCUGCAAAAAUAAAGGAGAUUAAAGAAAAGGAAAGAAAAACUAAAGAAAGACCAGAGCAGGGCAUGAGCAAACAUGGCAGUCAAGGCCAAUGACACUGUAUUACUGAAACAUCUACACUAGAUCACGGUGCCCGUGCUCCUGCUGCAGUAGUACGAGACUUGUAAUAUUUCAUGCUGCAUGAUUGCUUUACUUGAGCAUGUUUGAAACCCCAAAUCCCUGUUUUCACUACCACAAAUGACAUAAUUACAUAAUUCCAAGAUAUUUACAAAAUAUUAAAAAGUCUGUUAAUCUUCUACAUAUUAUC